UGAGUGUUCCGCUUCAAUUGCGGAAUACAAUUCUAUCUCAUUUACUCGUGUCGUGCUCUCACCCUGGAGACACGCCUGUAUUACUUUAUGUCUGCUUGUUUGGUUUGCUUGUUCCUCUUGCAGCUCGCUCGCGGGAUACUUAGUUUCUUCGCUUCGUUUCUCCUUAGUUUACGGAUCAUCAUCCGUUUGGUAUUGAUUCCGUUUCAUUUUACUUUUCCCGCACUUUACCGCUUUCUCGCAUCAUCCUUUAACAUGAGAAGUAGGACUUAGACAUGCAUCUGGCCAAGCCCUCGAAAGAGGCUCUGUUUUUGUUGGUGUGUUUAUAUUUGUGCUUUGCGGCAGGGAGUCACGGUGUAAUAAGUCCUAUAUGGCACUCCGUUAAGUCCUCAUGGAAGGCAUGCGGUCAAGGGUUCGUAAUCAACCCCCGCCUAGUCUCAUCGAGUCUGUUCAUUAUGCGCACGCCUCGCGUCGCUUGCUUUUGAACGUGCAAAAGAUCUUGUUAUCGAGUAUGUCAGGUAAAGGGUUCAUGCAAUCGGACCCCCGCCUUUCUUAUAGCUCGCGUCGCUCGACGUUGAUGCUCGGUGUACGCACGCACCGUUUUCCUUUACGAUCCGUGACGGCUUGGUUGCUGAGAGGGGUCCGCCUUCUUGUCUAUGGCCCGAUCAUUUUCGCGAGGUCUGAUGCUUGGUUGACUUGGGUUGAGCUGCUCCCCUUGGCUAUGGCGGGACCGCCUUUCUACCAUUUGGCCAGUGCCUUUGGUUUGUUUGCUUCACGAGUGGAUGCUCGUUUGUGUGCUAUAUUGUUUGCAUUCGCUUUUCCCCCGUAGGUUGUUUAGUUUAGUUUAGACUGAUACCCUUUGUAUGAUAACAUUAGGUAGCAAGCUUUCCCCUUAGCUUAGGUCUUCCUCAUGCAUCCUUUAAAACACAAACCACACUCUUUGAUUUUCUUUUCUUAAGAGCUUGUUAUUUCCGCUCCAUUCCCAAGCGUAAGCCUCCAAAGGUCGAGCAGCGGAGUGUGAAUGUAACUUGUUCACCUAAAAAACACAAAACAAACAGAAAUUAGUUAGCCGAGCUACGGUAGCUCUGAUUCUGCAAAACAGAUACGUAGGCAGCGGGGUAGGGCCCGUGCGAGCACAAUCCUUUCUUUUCCCUACAUUCUGCAUUCAUUUUAGUCCAGAUUAGCGUAGUUUGCUUACACACCCAUAGAUUUAGACACAGGCGUGGAUACCAUCGAGUACGAUGGGCGCGAGGGGUGCUAGCACCUUCCCCUCGCGUAACCGACUCCCUUACCCUCUUCUCUGGUCGUGAGACCGUUGUUUUGUUUUGUGGUUUGCUGGCAUUCCCUUCCUUUUCAGGAUAAAUAUGUUAGUGGCGACUCUGUUAAUUUUCGCGGUAGCGACAGCUGGCGACUCUGCUGGGGACGUCUCGACCUGUUGCUGGUCCGGACCUAGCGAGUCGAUCCUAGCGCUUGUGUGUUUAUCAUUGGGUGUUUUAUCGCUUUGCAUAUUUAUCUGUUUGCAUUGCAUUCUAUGUGCGCUUUUACUUUUCUGCAUCAUAUUCUGGACUGUCUGGAUUUCUAUCUGUGGGUGGGUGUUUCAAGAGGUAAAAGGCCCAAUACCCAGGCUAUGAGUGAUACCAUAGGAACUAGGACUAGAGUGGCCGUGACGGACAGAGGGCGUAUGCCUGAUUGAUCUGAUCACGUAUCCACGGGCAGAGCUUGGUGGAAUGAGGCAAUAUCGUAUGAUAGCGCCUACAUUCGAUCCUCUGUUGGCUUUUCGACCUACCUUGGCCUAGAUUUACCCGUGAGCGGGGCGGGAAUCAAUAAUUGCUUAACAGGUACAUUGAUGGUGACUUCGGUUCUUGUUCGUGGGUUACCGCGGUUCUUGUUCGUGGUGUACCGCUGUUCUUGUUCGAGGGUUACCAUUGUUCCUGUUCGAGUGUACUGUUGUUCUUGUUUGUGGGGUACUAUGGUUCUUGUUCGAGUGAUGAUCAAUGUUCUAUGGAUGUUGGUUCCGUGGGUUGACAUUCUAUGUACCGUAUGGUAUACCAUUUGGGGGCCGAACCUUUGGCUCUGUAUUAUGUGUGUUACCGGCAGUCCAGAAUGCCCGGUGGGCGGCAACAAGUUCCACCACUUUGCAUCAUAGCAUAUUUAUUUUCAAAAGAAACGCAAAAAAAAAAUGUAUAAUAAUAAGCAUUUGCAUGUCAUAUUUUCAGGGAUAUUCAGGAGUUCACCCAAGUUGAAGAUGGACAUUCCCACUGAUACUGUCAAAGAGCGUACAAGGCACACCAGAGCUUAUAAGAUUCCGGAUAUUGAUGUUUCGGGGGUGAUUGGUUUGAGUUCUCGGUUGGAAGGGGAGGUUCUUCGUGACUUCAAUCAUGACUAUGGCAAUUUGCUCUCCAUCCUCAAGACAUCUUUCGAUCCAAUGGCUUUGAUCACCCUGUUGCAGUUCUAUGAUCCACAGUUGAGGUGUUUUACGUUUCAGGACUAUCAACUGGUGCCAACACUCGAGGAGUUUUCUUACAUACUCAACAUCCGAAUCACUGAUGAUGUACCUUUCAUUCGAGUUCCCGAGGUUGUGAGAUUUGAAAAAAUAGCUGAAGCUCUUCACAUGGGUAUAAAGGAGGUGGAAAGAAAUUGGAAGUCAUCGGGCGGUGUUUCUGGUUUCUACCUUUGCUUUUUGAUCAGUAGGGCUGAGGAUGCGGCGAAGAAGGAGCAGUGGGUUGAUUUUAGUCGUUUGCUUGCUAUCAUGAUUUAUGGUAUUGUUUUAUUCCCUUCAAGAGAAAACUUUGUGAGUUUGGCGGCGAUUUGUGUCUUUAUGAACAAAAACCCCGUGCCAACGUUGCUUGCGGACGCUUAUUUUUCGAUCCAUUCGAGAGGUAAGAAGGGAGGAUAUGUUGUUGGUUCUUGUCUUCCGUUGUUGUAUCAGUGGUUCAUGUUGCAUUUGCCGGUGAGAGGACCUUUUGUGCUCAAGAAGAGUUCUCUUAAGUGGUCAGAUAGGAUUGUUAACCUCACAUCUUAUGAUAUCAGGUGGAACUAUUGUGUGGGGAAGGUUUGGAGCAUUAUCACUAGUUGCGGUCGAUAUCCCAACGUUCCUCUCAUGGGAACCAAAGGUUGCAUUAGUUACAACCCCACACUCGCUUAUCGUCAAUUGGGAUAUGCAAUGGAAAGGGCUCAGGAUGAUGUAGAAGCAUCUGAAUCAGUGUACUUUGCUGAUGGUGAAGAUCCCCUGGAGCUAGAGAAGAUAGCGUAUGCUUGGACCAAAGUUCACAAAAGAGAUCAGAAUACUUUGAGCAAGAAAGUUCCUAUUGCCAUGGGUCCUUACCGAAAGUGGGUUGAAGCAAGAGUGGCAAAUCUGUUGUUGCCAUUUGCGAGGUCAUAUCCAUUGUAUGAGCAACCUCCCGUGGUUUUAUCUGAUACCGUUGCGGCUGAACUCUAUAUGCAAACUGAAGCAGACAACAUCAAACUAAGAGCAAAGGACAAUGAGGUUGGCUUGGAGAGGUAUUUUCAAGAUCGCGAAAAGGCGGAAUUGGCUCGUAAGCUCAAGCAUGCGCAAGGUGAAGGUUCAAGCAUGACGCGUGCCCAAAGGCGAUCUCAUGACUUGAUGGAAGAAAGCUUGUACCGAAAACAGCAGGAAUGUGCGAAGUUGCGAAGGUCCGAAAGCAAUAGCAAGAGAAGGAUGCAGGACUCAGAAAAACAAUUGAUGGAAGAGGAAGCCAAGUCAGCUCGACUUGAAGAAGAGCUUGCAACCCUCCGGUCCCAGCGGAGAGGAGAUGGAGGAGCUCAUUCUGUUGUCAGACGAUCCUAAUACUGCUGUGGUUUGGAUUUGUUUGGUCUAGGGUUUUGGUUUGAUGUGUAUUCCUGAUGUUUGUCGCCCAUGUCCAGGAUUGUUGGAUGGGGUCGCAUUUUGAUGUUCUGGAUUUUCUUUUGUAUGCCUUAUGAGCACUUUGUGACACGAUUAUGUGUUUUAUCUGUAUGAACUCAAAUUCUCAGUUAUGUUUGAAUGAAAUAUGCUCAGUUUGACGAAUUAUUCUCGUGUGUGGAUUGCUGUUCAAAUAUAUUCAGUAUCAGGGUUGCUAUGUCCUAUCUGAAAGUGGGAUGAACUCUUGGAUACCUGAAAGUUGACAAACAUUUCAUGCAUAUCAUUCAUAUAUCAUACAUGUCAUAUAUUUGCAGAUUUUUGCAGGGCU
Messenger RNA from Vicia villosa (hairy vetch), 4187 nucleotides. RefSeq lists its product as uncharacterized. The record is from RefSeq and is a predicted model, not a curated record. The coding region runs from base 2177 to 3805 and encodes 542 amino acids. Lineage: Eukaryota; Viridiplantae; Streptophyta; Magnoliopsida; Fabales; Fabaceae. The transcript has 2 exons.